Messenger RNA from Ostrea edulis (European flat oyster), 7007 nucleotides. Its product is annotated as pecanex-like protein 4. Bases 221 to 3937 code for a protein of 1238 amino acids. NCBI's taxonomy places the organism in Eukaryota, Metazoa, Mollusca, Bivalvia, Ostreida, Ostreidae. Gene Ontology annotation, cellular component: membrane. The transcript has 10 exons. The record is from RefSeq and is a predicted model, not a curated record.
AUUCGAAACUAAUAGAUAUUUUUAGUUUUCUGUUCAUUCGGAAUGUUGGUAAACUUUUAAGCUUUUCACCCAAGAAACCCAAUUUUGUGACACAUUUUGUGUAAAUCCAUACACAAUAUGUGAUAUUAUGAUAGAUUUUAUCCUAAUCUGUAAAUUUUAGCAAGAUGGAGUUGAUAUUCUACACUGGGUCCAGCAUAACUUGAUCCGCACGAGCAGCAACAUGGGUACAGGGAUCCCUCUUCUGAAUGAAUACAAGCAGGAAUUCUUCGCCAAGAGAUUUCCACAGACCAUUCUUGGGGGCCCGAAACUCCGCCUUGGCUAUGAUGCUCCAAUUUACGUGUAUAUAAACCAGGUCCUCCUGUUCAUUAUUCCAUUCAUUCUUGGUGGUGUGGUCACACUGCUUGUUGAGUUGAACACAAUCAAUGAUGUGACUGGUGUCAUUCUGUUUGGAUGUCUGAUGCUGAUCGUUGUAAUUACUAUUCACAUUGUCACCACUAUUGUACAAGUUAAAUUUACUCCAGAUCUACCAUACCCUACGAAAAAGAAUCUCCUGGCAGAGGAAGAUGAGAUAGAUUUUGUGUCAUGUUGUGGAGUAGAAACUGUUGAGUUUGUCAUCCCAAGAAAAAAGUUUAUUGCAAACAUUGCCAUUCAUGCUGUGAUAUCAGGUUGUAUGUGCAGCCUUGCCCUGUGGUAUCUCUUGCCCACCACACUAAAUGGACUGUUCAGCAACAAUACAGGGGCCACUGUGGUUCUAUUUAUUUUUGGCUGGUUCACAGUGCUGGUGGCCCAAUAUCCACUCACUGUGGCAGCACCACCAGAGCCUGCUACCUAUAGGACGAUGGACAGGUGGGAGUUAUCUCCCUUGACCAGGCCCUUUUAUGUUCUCAUGUUUUCAGCGUUUGAUCUUUUGUACAGAUAUGAAAGCCAGAGUACAUUUCUAACUACAAACCAAGCCCUUCAUGUUCUGUUUGUGUUUCUGCCUGUGUUGUGGACCUGUGGGUUCUUGCCCCCAGUGGACUGCUUCUUCCUGUGGAUGGGGGAACAGAUCCAUGUCUACCUCCUGGGAGGAUCCCCAAUGGCUUCAGAUCUCAGGCUGGGGGUCCUGUUGACAUUGUCGGUGUGCGUGUACUUGGGAGCUUACUUCCUGUCCCAGUGUCUCGGUACUGUCCUGCUGUCAGCUCUUUGUGGUUAUCUACUGAGUAUUGAUCUCGGAGGGCUGGGGAACCAGAUUAUCCUCACCUGCAGGAACAGGAACAAGGUUUCAGAUGACCAAGGGGCCAUUGCCAUGGAAACAGGGGUCAAGGGGUUUUUGUGGAGAUGGGACAUAUUUCAGUUCUUAUAUCAUCUUCUGAUGCUGGCACUAGUAGGGACCAGUGCGGGAUUGUUAAAUUUGAACUCCCACACGCUCAGUGGAGAUGUAUGGAAGAUCCUUGGAUAUGUCACAAUUGGUCUUUGUGUUGUGGAGAAAAUUGUGAGAGAUAUUCAGAAUGUGUACAUAUUUUUUGGGUUGCUGAGAAAUCGACUGUUUCCCAGUUCAGCCCGGAUCAGCAAACCUUAUCUCAACAGAAUGAGGAUGCUGAAACCUUUAGGGAUUGUGCGGAGGAUUAUUGUCAACUGGGUGUCCCCACUGACCAUGUUGAUGUACUCAUCUUUGCUGGUGACCAGUAGUGAGCCAUCCUCUGUAUCAGCCACUGCCACUCUCAGUACUGUCACGGCGGUGUGGUAUAUCUUCGGUGUAGUCCGUGUCUUCAGGACCAUUUGGCAGAGUACAGUCAACAGUCUGUUGGAGCUUUCUAUUGCACACAUCUUUCUGGUUAACGUGACGUCAACUUCUGACCUCAUGCUUUUCCCCAUUCUUUCUCUGUUGAUUGGUCUGUGUCGAGACAGAGCCACUCAGUUCCUGAACAAACUUUAUUUCUGUGUGACCAUCCUAAUCACCUCCUGGACUGACAAGAAACAGAGGAGAGGAUCCACUGUGGCGUUGAUCGGUGUGUCUGUGUUCCUGUUUCCUCUUGUCUUCAGUAUGGUGUCCUUGGCAUCUAUCCUGUCUGCCCCCCUUCUUCCACUGUUCACCCUUCCGCUGUUUGUGAUGGGGUUCCCUCGACCCAACAAGUUCUGGCCUGAGGAGGUGGGGGCAUCUGCUAAUGUGAAUCCUGACACAAUGUUCUACAAACAGCUGACUCCUGUACUGAGUGGAGCACUCAGAACAGCUUUUGCAGAUGGAAGAUUAGGUGAGGCGUGUGUGGGAAACCACUACCUGGUGCGAUACCAAGAUCGCCUGGUGUGGAUCAUGAUCCUGGAGCGAGGGUCUGGCUACUGCUCAGUCAAUAUUAAGGGUCUAGAGCUCCAGGAGACGUCCUGCCACACCGCUGAAGCCACCCGACUAGAUGACAUAUUCGAGGAGGCAUUUCCCGAGGAUCUUGGCUGUUUUCCAUUAAAUCAUUAUCCACUUCACACACUAACUCUAGUGGAUAUUGAACCUAUUAAGACAUAUUCAGAUGCCCGCAAUGUUCUUACUGGAAUUAUAGACCAGCCAGGAAGUUUUGAUGUCACCAUGUCUUCAUUUAUAAAGAGCCUUGUGUGGGUACUGUUGCAUCAUGUGAAUAAAUUAAAACUUAAAGAACACAGUAAAAAGAAAGAAAAUGUGAGUAAGGGGACAGGAAGUGAAAAUAAUAACAAUAUAUCAGGGAGAAUUUCAAAAGCUUCUAUUCAUCAUAAUGACAAAGCUGUGAUAGCCAUGGAGACUUAUGCAGGGAGGCCCUCCUCCUCCAAACAGAACAAAAUGAACUCGUCCUGGGGUUCGCUGGGCAGUUUUACAGACAGUAUUUUUUCUGAGGAUGAGUUUACAGAUAGAAAGAAAACAAAUACAAAGAAGCAGGAGCCAAAAAAAUCUGUGUCUCCUGCCUUUGGAGCACCUGCUUUUGGGGCACCUGCCUUCCAAGCACCUGCUAAGACUACCAACAAGUUUGAUGAUGACAUUGAUGAUUUAAUGAAUGACUUUGAGCUAGGACUACCAGUCUUAGACAAAAAUAAAAGGACAGCAGGAACUGUCUCAAAGUUUGAUAGUAAAAAGGCGAACAAUGGGAUAUUCAAACCAGUGACAAAUUUAGCUGGUUCCCCAGACUUUAAAUGCUCUCAUUCUGUGCAUGUAAGUCUGCCCCAGAAAUGGCGAGAGCUACCCCUGGAGUCUUCACAGGUAUCUCGAUAUUUAGGAAAAUUCCCCAAAGAGUGGUUUAAGUAUGUCUUGGGGACCCUGGAUUGGUCUUGCGUGGAGGGACCUGUUGACCAGGUCAAGGAUCAGGUCGCCAGUGACGAUGUACUCAUCAACUGUUACUCUCAGCUGGUCAUGGCCUGUUACUCAAUAUUUGAAGCGAACUCUGCGAUGGGAGGGGCCAACACAUUAUAUAAGUUCUACAAUGGAGACCUCCCAUGGAAUGCGAUGUUAGACUGGCUGUCAGAGGACAAGGUGCUUUAUAAGUUAGUCCUCAAGGCCUACAGGUAUGGCUUUAAGAUGAUGCUGGACCAGACUCUGAUGGGAGAGGCCACCACCCCAGAGGAGAUACAGGAAUACCUGACUGAGUUUGACAGUGACUGGUACAUCGGUCUGGAGAAAGAGGAGGAAUGGAAGUCCUCUGUCCUCAACUCUGUCCCCAACUUGUUCUCCCUGGGUCACAACAAGGCACAGGGUACCUACAGUAGCCGUCUGUUGACCUUGCAAGAGGAGAUGGUGUACAUCGGACGUCUGAACAGUGAGGCUGUGAAAGGUCAAUGGGCCAACCUCAGCCUGGAGCUUCUGUAUUUCACCAAUGAUGAUGAGGAGCGCUACAGCAUCCAGGCUCACCCCACCAUCCUCCGAAACCUUACCGUGCAGGCCGCGGACCCACCCUUAGGCUAUCCGAUCUUCUCUUCCCAACCCAUCACAAUCCCCACAGUGUAACAAAUCAUAAUUUCCCAACCCAUUGCUAUCCCCACAUUGACACCAUCUUCUCUCCUUCCCACCCACCCCAGUGUGACAACCAUCUUCCAACCCAUCACAAUCCCCCUUUUGUGACAAAUCUCAGACUGCCUCAUCUUCUCUCAACCCAUCACUAUUUGCACAGUGCAACAUACUGUGGACACCACCAAACAACAUUUUGUGGACUUGGUUCUGACCAUGUGAAAUUUAUAUGGACAGUUAAUGGAUAUCCUAGGUCUGAAAAGACUGUCUAUUGUCUGCAGGUUUGUGUUAGAUACAUCCCUUUAGUGCUGAUAAUCUAGUCUCCUUUGUACCUACAGAGUUCCUCUUCCACUUAAUUCAGUGUGUACAUUCUGCAGGCUACAAGCAAAACUUUACUUGAAGUAAAGACUUUGAGAUCUGCAUUUAUUUUUACUAUUUAAUAGAUACAGUAAAACUUGCUUAUAGGGGAUUCCUGGUGACACCUUUAUUAAUUCCUUAUACUGUAUUUAGAUUUUGUUAUGAUAAUAUUUAAAAAAUACAUGUAUGUAAACAUUUGGCACCAAUCGUAAUGCCAGACUACCCAAUUAAUGUAUUUCAAUAAAGUAGCCUUUGCAGUUUUAUGGCUGUUGUACCAAAUUGAGUUAUGAUUACAGAAAUUUCUUGAAUUUGACGUUGCUAAAAUAUUUUCUUUAGAAAUCACAAGGUAUGAAUGCCACAUGGUGAGGAUACAAAUUGUCCAUUUGUUCUUCUCACCAUGCAGCAGUCCUACCAGCAUGAUUUGCAUGAGAUAAUGCUUCAAUGCUGAAGUAAUCAGGGUUCCUUUUAUCAUUAAAUGAAUGUAUUUAACUAUUAAUUGUGGUUACUAUUUCCACUUCCUUAUAACCCAGAUUUCUUUUUUACUGAGUUCUUAAAAUAAGCAAGUUUUACUGUGUGUGUUCUGUGGGUGUUUAAUAGCAAGUUUUAGAAAUAAGCUGUUGUUUAUUGUUUUUAGAAUGAGGACUGAACACACUCUAAAGUUGACCUCAAAUGAUGGACACAAUACUGUGUGUCUGAUAUUUUAUAUACAUGUACUCAAGCCUCUGUAUUUUUUAUUGCUACAAAUAACUGCAGUGCAUCUGUAAUCUUUGAAAACUAUUGAACAGACUGUUGAACAGAAAUGCAUGAACUGGUUAUACCAGGUACAUUGUAUUUCAAUGCAGUGUAGUUUUAUUGCCAGGGGUAUUGAUUGGUGUUAUACAUUACAUAAUGGCAUUUUUAAUGUAUAGGACAGUUCUGCCAAAAUUUCAGUUUGGAAUUUCCUCUGACAAAUUUCAACAAUCCUUUUCCAAACAUUUUUAGAUACACACUAAAUUAAUUUGCAGAUAAGAGAAACAUUUUGCAAGGGCUAUUAUGAUUUUUGUAGCAAGAAUAAGUAUUUUCGGAAAUAACCUGCCAGUGUGUUUUUUUUUUUAAUCAAACUGAAUACAAUGAAGUCUAAUGUAAAUGUUGCACAGUCUGAAAUGUUGUGUAAAUCGUACACAUAUUUUGCUGCAGACAUUGAUGUGAAUACUCUGUUUUGUGUAUAUUACCUAAUUCAAAGAUUAUUUUUUCUGGUCAUGUCCAGAUAAAACAAACUAUUGUUGUGCCUUUUUGCAUGUUGGAGUGAUUUGGCAACAUUUUAAGUCUGUGUCGGUUUUUGAUGACACACUAUUUUGACAAAGAGAUGUAAAUUGCAAUUCAGAUGUUUAUAAAAAUGUAUGAUUAUAGAUUUUUGAUAAUGUAGAAUUAUCCUUAAAUUCCUGGAGCCAAACAGGGACAGUGUUCUGAAUAUAAAACAUAUAUGUGCAAAAUAUUUUACUGGGAGAACAUAUUUUUAUGUGACUUUAAAAACAAAACACAUAGUUUAAUUUUAAGAUAUUUUUGUGGCCAAUGGAUAAAUCAUAAUUAUACACAGACACGAAGUGCAUCUGACAGUCAAAACUGUUAGUCAUACAGAUCUAGCAACAUCAUAUUUUUGCAAUAGAAAAUACCAGGAUGUAGUGUGAAUAUUGAGAUUAUUUCUCUCCAUUAGCUCUGCUUGUUAAAGUUUCAAACUUGCAUGCAUUUACUGUGCAGUAUAUGGGAAAUUUUAGCUCCCGUUUUAUUUUCAGUCAUUUCGUUUUCAUUCUGAAUAUGCAAUCUCAAAACAGGGUGGCUUUAGAUUUACCCAUUACACUUAGUAGUCCGAAUAGUUUCAAGAGAAUUACAAAUGGGACAAAAGUAUUUUUCUCAGUGUUUGGCAAAAUUAGCAUGGGGGGGGGGGGGGACUUUUGGCAUACCAUUUUUAUUUUGUAUUUUUAUGUAUUUUGUAUCCUGUGUAAGAAAGCAGGUUCAUGUGAUGUCAGGUCAGAACUUGGCCCUUGCGUGAUAAAACUUAGAUAUGCUCACUUUUGACCCCAAGUCUCACUUUACAGAGGGAACAUAGUGAAAAAGUGAGUCCGAGAUAAAAGAAAAUUAAGCCUGCCUACGUUUUAUGGCCUUAUGAUCAGAUUACUGUUAUGACUGUAUUAGAUUUGACCGACACCAUUAGGCACUAGCAUUAGAUCCGACAGACACCACUAGGCACUAGCAUUAGAUCUGCUCUACACGAGGAUUAUAUACCCACUUCUUUUUACGUUUUUGAGGCUUUCAUAAUUUCCGUCCACAAUUGAAUCUUGUGUUGUUACUGUUCAAUAUUUUAUCUGAUUUCCAUGACUUUUUGCUAAUUUUAUGCAUUUUAAUUGAUGUGAAACAAAAUGGUUGUAUUUAUUCCCUUUUACAAUUACAACACUUCUGUUCUUCAGGCACGUUAGUUGACGGUGAAGGGAUAUAUGCACCAAAUCUCUCACUGUUUGAUAAAUGACGAAACUUGUGGAAAUUCAGUUCUUCCAUACAUUGUUGAAACAAUAAUAACAAACGUGUUGCAAGUGAAUCCAGUUUUGAUGAUUACGGUGGGAGGUAACAGCAUUGUCUAUUUUUAUAUCUAUUAUAAUUUAGAGUGUUAUACAUUGUGUUAUAUCUGUACUGUAUGUGUGUUAUUUCUAGUCUUAUCAUAAUAAAUAUCUGUACUGCA